This is a messenger RNA of Bombyx mandarina (wild silkworm), 2748 nucleotides long. RefSeq names its product DNA repair endonuclease XPF mei-9 (gene mei-9). Gene Ontology annotation, cellular component: nucleotide-excision repair factor 1 complex. Gene Ontology annotation, molecular function: single-stranded DNA endonuclease activity; single-stranded DNA binding; damaged DNA binding. The record is from RefSeq and is a predicted model, not a curated record. Lineage: Eukaryota; Metazoa; Arthropoda; Insecta; Lepidoptera; Bombycidae. Gene Ontology annotation, biological process: resolution of meiotic recombination intermediates; double-strand break repair via homologous recombination; nucleotide-excision repair involved in interstrand cross-link repair.
UUUGCCUACCUACUUUAACCAAUAUGAAUGCAAAAAUUCAGGAAGAUGAAAAUGUAGAAAACACUGUUUCGAAUCUAAAGAAUAAGUUUCCCAUGUUGUCAUUCGAAAAGCAAAUCUUCAUUGAUGUGUUUGAAAAAGAUGCUCUUGUAAUAAUGGCAAAAGGCCAUAAUUACAACAACAUUGUGGCUAAUUUGUUGUGGGUGCACAAGGAUCCUGGUAAUCUAGUUUUAGUUAUAAACAGUAAUGAUAACGAAGAAAAAUAUUUUACUGAAAAACUUCAGUUGACACCAGUACCCACACUUGGCAAUGAAAGAGAGCGGUCGUAUUUAGAGGGUGGAAUUCAUUUUGUAUCAACUCGUAUUUUGGUUGUGGAUUUAUUAAAAAACAGAGUGCCGAUAUCCCAUAUCACAGGCAUUGUUGUUCUAAGAGCACACACAGUCUUAGAAUCAUGUCAGGAAGCAUUUGCAUUGAGAUUGUACAGGCAGAAAAAUAAGACUGGAUUUAUUAAAGCAUUUUCUAAUUCACCUAUCUCGUUCACGUUUGGAUACCAUCAAGUUGAGAAAGUUAUGAGGGCACUUUUUGUGACAGAACUAUUCCUGUGGCCAAGGUUUCAUGGUAACAUUAUUAGAAAUUUAAAGAGUAGACAAGCUCAAGCUGAAGAACUUCACAUUCCAUUAACUACUAACAUGAGCUACAUUCAGACAUGUCUUCUUGACAUUAUGAACUACACUGUCAAACAAUUGAAGAGCAUUAACAGGUCUUUAGAUAUGAAAGAAAUCACAACCGAGAAUUGUAUAACAAAGAAAUUUCAUAAGAUCCUGCAAUCACAGCUGGAUUGUGUGUGGCAUCAACUUAGUACAAGAACAAAGGAAUACAUACAAGACCUAAAAAUUCUCAGGAGCAUGAUUAUUAACCUAAUACACGAUGACGCGGUGUCGUUUUACGCGUUAGUCAGCAAGUACCGAACUCCUGAAUACGCACAAAUAAAUUCUGGUUGGAUCCUGCUCGAGUCUGCGGAGCAGCUGUUUAAAUACGCCAAAGCACGUGUAUUUAAUAAAAAGAAUGAAUUCGAUCCGGAGCCUUCACCGAAAUGGAAGUACUUAAGCGAUUUGUUAUCUCAAGAAAUACCAGACGAAGUAAACAAAAAGAAAGACAGUAACUUGAGCAACACUAAAAUAUUAAUUCUCUGUCAAGACAAUCGGACCUGUAGCCAGCUGAACCACUUCCUCACCAUGGGGGCAAAUAGAUACCUGCUGUACACAGCUUUCAAACGUGAGAUCCCCAUAAAUGCAGUAGCGACAAAAUAUGAAGACAUAAAAAACACAGUUCCCAUAGAAACUAAAGAUAAGACAGACAAAAAGUCGGAUACAAAAGAAGGCAAAUCUACCGAUGAAGGCACACGUUUGAAUGACUCGAAAGAUGAAGAAUUGAACACAGAAGAAUCGAGAACUAAUUAUCUGUUGACGCUAACACAAACUUUAGCGCACUGCAGCAAAGAUAAUGCAACAGUUAAUGAAAGUUUAUUCGAACCCAUUUCCCAGCUGGAUAAUUUAGAUUUUACGAAAAUCGAAGUAGAAACGCCCGUAAUCUGCAUCCAAACGUUCAAAGAAAACGGUAACAAUCUCUCCUUGGAAUACACUCUGGAAGCUUUGAGACCGGAAUAUGUUAUACUGUAUCACAGCGACGUGGCAGCUGUGCGCCAGCUGGAAAUGUACGAGUGCAGAAAGAAACCGGAGGAGCCGAUCUGCAAAGUGUACUUCCUGAUACACGAUCAAACAGUUGAGGAGCAAGCCUAUCUGGCGGCAUUGAAGAGAGAAAAACAAGCAUUUGAAUUGUUGAUUCAGGCCAAAAGUGUCAUGGUAGUUCCUUCAUAUCAAGACGGAAAAACAGAUGAAUACUUCCAAUUAACAAACGAGGAAGAAGUGCAACCCACCGAUUCAAGGAAAGCAGGUCAAAAUCAAAGUAAAGAGAAACCGCUAGUGAUAGUGGACAUGAGAGAGUUUCGAUCAGACUUACCCUCGCUGUUGCACAAGAGAGGCAUUAAUAUCGAACCAGUUACGAUAGCGAUUGGUGAUUACAUACUGACUCCUGAUAUUUGCGUAGAAAGGAAAUCUAUAUCCGAUUUGAUUGGAUCAUUGAACUCUGGUCGCUUGUACACACAAUGCACACAAAUGUGCCGCAACUACAGUCGACCUAUCCUGCUUAUUGAAUUUGAUCAAAAUAAACCUUUUAAUCUUCAGGGUCAUUUCGUGGUAUCAACAGAUAUAUCUGGAGCGGAUAUACAACAAAAACUACAACUUCUGACAAUACAUUUCCCUAGGCUGAAAUUGGUAUGGUCGCCAAGUCCAUAUGCUACUGCUGAACUUUUCUAUGAAUUAAAGCAAGGCAGAAAUAAUCCCAAUAUUGCAGAAGCUAUCGCUCUCAGUGGUGAAAAUACAGCAGAUGAUAUGAACUAUGAGAGAUACAAUAUAUUGGUUCAUGAUUUCGUACAAAAACUACCUGGUGUUACAUCAAAAAACAUUAACAGAAUUAUGAACAAAGGUAUCUCACUGGACCACUUGAUAACUCUUACCAAAGAGGAAUUAUCUGAAGUCGUAGAAAACAAAAAUGAAGCCGAAACAUUGUAUUCAAUACUUCACGUCAAAGCUCGUCCCAUGGAUGCCAAAGAAGAGAAAUUCGGAAAGAAAAAGUUCACUGGAAAACUAUAUCGUAGUAAAAAAUAAUGUACAUAUUAGAUGUUAUUACAUA